AUGCCAGGCUCAUCGCACCAUAACCAUAAUGAAACGAAGCCAGGCUCAUCAAAACAUAACGAUUCGAGGUCAGGCUCAGACGAUAACGAUUCAAGGAACCCGGUCUUUGCAACACCAAGAGAGGUCGUAGUGGGAGGAUCACGUGGAUGGAACUACGGGGUGGAUCUUGAAGAAUGGGCUUCCAAGACUACUUUCCAUGUCGGCGAUGUUCUUGUUUUCGAGUACAACAAUAUGACAAACCGAAGACAUGACGUGUACUUGCAAACAAAUCUGUGGAGUUACAGGACCUGCAACUUCGAAAGUAGAAAUAAGAUUGCUUCAUCGGAGGAGAAUGGAUCUAAAGAGAGUUUCAAAUUUACUCUUGCAAUGUCACAGCCUUACUCUUUUGCAUGCGGAGAGGAUAACGGCUAUUAUUGCCGUACGUAUAACAUGAAGUUCAGCGUUCUCCCAGGCGCCUGA
Brassica rapa (field mustard) is the source of this 459-nucleotide messenger RNA. Its product is annotated as mavicyanin-like. Lineage: Eukaryota; Viridiplantae; Streptophyta; Magnoliopsida; Brassicales; Brassicaceae. Gene Ontology annotation, molecular function: electron transfer activity. The record is from RefSeq and is a predicted model, not a curated record.